Molecule: messenger RNA, 1086 nt
Organism: Elephantulus edwardii (Cape elephant shrew)
Lineage: Eukaryota; Metazoa; Chordata; Mammalia; Macroscelidea; Macroscelididae
Gene: ALYREF
Product: Aly/REF export factor
Exons: 6
Coding region: 1-1086 (361 amino acids)
Biological process (GO): mRNA export from nucleus
Cellular component (GO): nucleus
Molecular function (GO): mRNA binding
Source: RefSeq, a predicted model, not a curated record
AUGGCCGACAAAAUGGACAUGUCUCUGGACGACAUCAUUAAACUGAACCGGAGCCAGCGAGGUGGCCGCGGCGGAGGCCGGGGACGCGGCAGAGCCGGGACUCAAGGCGGCCGCGGCGGCGGAGCACAGGCCGCCGCGAGAGUGAGCCGAGGCGGCGGACCCAUCCGGAACCGGGCCGUCGCCCGCGGCGCAGCCGGAGGAGGCGGCAGGAACCGACCGGCACCGUACAGCCGGCCGAAACAGCUUCCAGACAAAUGGCAGCACGACCUGUUCGAGAGCGGCUUCGGCGGCGGCGCGGGCGUGGAGACGGGCGGGAAGCUGCUGGUGUCCAACCUGGACUUCGGGGUGUCCGACGCCGACAUUCAGGAGCUCUUUGCCGAGUUUGGUACUCUGAAGAAGGCCGCUGUGCACUAUGACCGCUCCGGCCGGAGUUUAGGAACAGCCGACGUGCACUUCGAAAGAAAGGCUGACGCGUUGAAAGCCAUGAAGCAGUACAAUGGUGUCCCGUUAGAUGGCCGUCCCAUGAAUAUCCAGCUGGUGACAUCACAGAUUGACACACAGCGAAGACCUGCACAGAAUCUAAGCAGAGGCGGCAUGGCUCGAAACCGUGGCUCUGGGGCCUUUGGAGGUGGUACCCGGAGAGGCUCACGAGGAGGCAGCCGGGGACGAGGCCGAGGGCCUGGCAGAAGCUCAAACCAGCAGCUCUCGGCUGAGGAGUUAGAUGCCCAGUUGGAUGCUUAUAACGCAAGGGUGGGAGGAAACAGCACAGGGUGGCCUUUCCUGGAGCUGCUGGUCCACUUGCUGCACCUUGGAGGCGAUGGGGGGCCCCGCUCCCACUGCCCCGGCCCCGCCCGGCCGCGCCCGCCCAGAUUGGAGGCUGUGCGGAAGUGCGGGCUGCAGGCGCAUCCUCGGGGCUGGAGCUCCCCGCGAUCGCUCCGCAGCUGCCCGGGCGUGUGGUCUCGGGGGCCUGGGGGAAUUGGGGCAGCGAAUGGGGCAGAGGGAAGGUCGGCGGCGGCGGCGGCGGGUGCCAGGGUCAGCUGGGGCCGCUACGCGCGGCCUCGCAUUGAGGCCGGUGCGCUCCUGUGA